CGACCAUUCAACUCAAAGUUUUUCAAUGUUUUGUACAUCUAGUAUUAAAUAGAGAGUAUUGUAGUUAGAUAUUACGCUGACAUGAUGAGUUACAACUGCAAGUAACAUCCAAAGUCUUGUUCAUGGAGCCAUCCAUAAUGCCUUCCACCAUUAUUCCCACAACUUCAUGGUUUACACCAAAAAGGUUACUUGCUAUAUUUUGUGUGAUUAAUUUGUUAAACUAUUUGGAUCAAGGAGCAAUAGCUAGCAAUGGUGUUAAUGGAAGUACAGGAAUACAGGGGGAUUUUAAAUUGAACAAUUUUGAAGAUGGAGUUUUGUCAUCUGCUUUUAUGGUUGGACUUCUCGUGGCUUCUCCAAUAUUUGCCUCUCUAGCUCAGAGUGUAAAUCCAUUUAGACUUGUAGGAGUUGGAUUGUCGGUGUGGACUCUUGCGACCUUCUUUUGCGGUUUUUCUUUCAAUUUCUGGUCCAUUUCUGUCGGUCGCAUGCUGGUUGGUGUUGGCGAGGCUUCGUUUAUAAGUUUAGCACCACCUUUCAUUGAUGACAACGCCCCGGCUUCUCUGAAAACGACAUGGCUCGCAAUGUUUUACAUGUGUAUACCAUCCGGAUAUGCACUUGGCUAUGUCUAUGGUGGUUUGAUUGGAAGUCAUUUUGGUUGGCGUUAUGCAUUCUGGGUAGAGUCUAUAUUGAUGCUUCCAUUUGCUAUUUCAGGAUUUUUAAUGAAGCCUUUACACUUGAAAGGUUUUGUUCCCGCUGAUUUGGUAAAGGCACAAGUACCUAACACAGUUGCAUCAGGAGUUCAUGUCACGAACGCUUCUAAUGGCAGAGAUGAGUCACUGUCUUUUAAGGAAGAAUUCAGAGAUAAAAGCUCAAAUGACCAAUCCAAGUCAAAAUCUGCGACGAAAAUGCUUGAUCAAUUCUCAAGAUUUUUGAUUGAUAUGAAAGCGCUCCUGCUUGAUAAUGUUUAUCUUAUCAAUGUUCUAGGUCACAUAGGGUACAACUUUGUCUUAGGUGCUUACUCGUAUUGGGGUCCCAAAGCUAUCUACAAUAUUUAUAACAUGACUGAUUCAGAUUUGGUAUUUGGAGGAAUUACAAUUGUAUGUGGAAUAGUGGGCACAUUAGCUGGAGGAGUUGUUCUGGAUUAUAUGACUAACACAUUAUCAAAUGCAUUUAAGCUUCUCUCAGUGACAACAUUUCUUGGGGCAGUAUGUUGUUUUGGUGCCUUUUUAUGCAGAAAUGUGAACGGCUUUCUUGUUCUUUUCUCUAUUGGUGAACUUCUUGUUUUUUCCACUCAGGGUCCGGUGAAUUAUGUAUGUCUUCAUUGUGUUAAACCAAGUUUGAGGCCUUUAUCCAUCGCCAUGUCUACUGUUGCCAUUCAUCUCUUUGGAGAUGUGCCUUCCUCACCACUUGUUGGAGUUCUCCAGGAUAGUAUUAACAGCUGGAGAACAACUGUAUUGAUUCUAACAACUAUAUUGUUUCCGGCAGCUGGCAUAUGGUUUAUCGGAAUAUUUGUCCAUAGUAUGGAUAGAUUUGAAGAUGUCAGUGAGCAUCAAGUGUCAAAGGUCGAGAGGUCAUGCACUAUACCGUUGCUUCAAGAGAAGACCGGAGAAACAUCAUUAUCUCCUGCACAAUCUGAAGAAUAUUGAUUUUUCUUUUGUAAAAGGCGAAAGAAUAGUUCGCUUUGUGCUCACUACAUGGCUCCGGGAUUCAAAAGAAUGCUAACCCUAUCAACUUAUAGCGUACAAAUAACCUGUACUCCUUUUAAUUAAACAAGGUGGGAUUUAAUGGUUUGUUACCUCAAAGUUCAUAGUUAAUUAAGCAAGGUGGGAUUUAACUGUCACCUUUUAUGGGUUGAUCUUCUCUAAGUAAAAAUGUAAUGAGAUAAACAAAAAUGUUUAGUGGACAUUCACUUUUUCAUACACCCGCAACACCUUGUUAAUCAGAAAAAA
Molecule: messenger RNA, 1946 nt
Organism: Medicago truncatula (barrel medic)
Lineage: Eukaryota; Viridiplantae; Streptophyta; Magnoliopsida; Fabales; Fabaceae
Product: probable sphingolipid transporter spinster homolog 2
Exons: 16
Coding region: 123-1643 (506 amino acids)
Biological process (GO): transmembrane transport
Cellular component (GO): membrane
Molecular function (GO): transmembrane transporter activity
Source: RefSeq, a predicted model, not a curated record